This is a messenger RNA of Pistacia vera, 1101 nucleotides long. RefSeq lists its product as uncharacterized. NCBI's taxonomy places the organism in Eukaryota, Viridiplantae, Streptophyta, Magnoliopsida, Sapindales, Anacardiaceae. The transcript is spliced from 3 exons. The record is from RefSeq and is a predicted model, not a curated record. Bases 1 to 1101 code for a protein of 366 amino acids.
AUGGAAGACGAACAGGUAAAACCUAUUAGCUUGAAGGCCUUAGUGGACAAGGAGAGCAAAAAAGUUAUCUUUGCUGAAUCAAAUGAGGAAUUUAUUGAUGUCCUCUUUAGUUUCUUGACGAUGCCAAUGGGAACAAUCAUCAGGCUCAUCCGUAAUCGACCUCCAACGAUGGGGAUAGGCUGCAUGAAUAAUUUAUAUGAAUGCAUUGAGAAUCUUGAUGUGCAAUUAUUCAGGACUGAAGCAUGCAAGAAAAUGUUGUUAUACCCCAGAAAUGCAGCUGCAGAUCAGUGCAGGAGACUAAAAUUGAAUGUUGAUGAGACUGAGCCGCUGAGGUACUUUCUUGGUGAAGGCGGUCAUUGCCCUCAUUUAAGUCACUAUAAAGAUGUUAUUUGUCGCUGUGGAGAGUGCAUAAAUAUUGAGAAGUUUCUGCCGGAAAAAAAAUGUCUUGCUCAAGAUAGAGGGGUGUUUGUUAAAGAAAUGACCCGGUUUAUGAUAAGUGAUGAAUUACGAGUAAUGCCCCCAUCAACUGAAGAAACCCUUUCUCUACUCUUAAAUCUAGGACUGAUCGAUGGAAUGACCACCGAGGAGUGCAAUCUUGACAUAGGAAUAGAUGAGGUUUUGACUUUGCUCAAGAUUUCACUGGUAUCAAAGACACCUUUGACAGAAACUUUUCUGAAGCACAAUCCACACCGAGUUGGACCAAAAUAUUUUGAUAUGGCAACUAUAUUAAAUCUGAAUGGGGGAACCAGCAUCAGAUGUAAGGGGGAAGACUUUCAUGAUCAAGCUUACAGUCAGCAAAUCCAAGAAAUGUUUCCUCACUGUACCACUUGGGUAUGCAGUGAAGGAAAUGCACACCGCACUUGGAAAGGAUGCGUAAAUCAUCUGUACAAUAGCAUUCAUGAACUUGAUGCUGAGCAAUUUCUGAAAUCAAAUGAGCACAAGGCAAUGCUUCUCAGUCCGAAGCUUGCCCCUAAUUUUGGCUAUGAGAAUCACCCUUUGGGCAUUGAGGAAGAUAAACAUCCGCAAUACUAUUAUGUAUUUUCUGGUAGCAAACUGAUUUCUGAUGAAUCAAUUGUUCCCAGAAGGGAAUUUCAGCUUUAA